This is a messenger RNA of Scleropages formosus (Asian bonytongue), 1982 nucleotides long. RefSeq names its product transcription factor AP-1-like. Lineage: Eukaryota; Metazoa; Chordata; Actinopteri; Osteoglossiformes; Osteoglossidae. Bases 307 to 1317 code for a protein of 336 amino acids. Gene Ontology annotation, molecular function: RNA polymerase II cis-regulatory region sequence-specific DNA binding; DNA-binding transcription factor activity, RNA polymerase II-specific; transcription factor binding. The transcript has 2 exons. Gene Ontology annotation, biological process: regulation of transcription by RNA polymerase II; regulation of cell population proliferation; regulation of cell cycle. The record is from RefSeq and is a predicted model, not a curated record. Gene Ontology annotation, cellular component: transcription regulator complex.
CUCCACGCUGGAAGGUCUCGCAGUAUACUGACCGUAGAAAAGUAAGCGGCGAACUAUUCGAAAGGAUACAAACGCACAGCUCAGCACUUCGCCAAGUUUCUUUACACAAUUGUGUAGAAAACCUGAAGGGAUACGGAGUGCAGACGAGUUUCAAAUUCUCUCUUAGAGGCGUACAAACUACUUUUAUUAACUUUUUUGGUAUUAUUCCGCGGAGAACUUGUUCGCCGGACUUGGGCGAGAGAAACGGCAAAGCUAAACCCGAGGAGAGAGAGAGAGAGCACGCUGACAGCACGACCAUACGCACAGAUGGAAACGACUUUCUACGAUGACUCUCUGAACACGGGCUUCUCUCAGCACGACGCUGUCGGUUACGGAUACAGCCGCAAGGCGCUGAAGGAGAACAUGACGCUGAACCUGUCCGACCCCGCCGCCACGCUGAAGCCGCACCUGCGACCCAAGGCCAGCGACCUCCUCACAUCUCCCGACGUCGGGCUGCUCAAGCUGGCAUCCCCCGAGCUGGAGAGGCUCAUCAUCCAGUCGAGCAACGGCCUCAUCACCACCACCCCGACUCCCACCCAGUUCCUGUGCCCCAAGAACGUCACCGACGAGCAGGAGGGCUUCGCCGAGGGCUUCGUGAGGGCGCUCGCCGAGCUGCACCAUCAGCACAUGCCCAACGGAGUAAACGUCGCUGCAGCCGCGCAGACGAGCAGCAUCGCCGGCGACUUGACGGCUGCGUCCUCCAUGGCCGGGAGCACGCCGUACAGCUGCACCAUCAUGCGCUCGGAGCCGCCGGAGUACACGGACCUGACCACGUUCAACCAGACCAUGACCACGGCGGCGGCCGUCACUUACAGCAGCGCUAACCUGACGCUGAGCUACUCCGUGGCCCAGUCCCAGCACCAGCACCAGCCCCAGUCCCAGCACCAGUCCCAGCCCCAGCCCCAGCACCACAUGAGCAGCCAGCUGUCCGUUCAGCACCCGCGGCUGCAGGCGCUGAAAGAAGAGCCACAGACGGUGCCGGAGAUGCCCGGAGAGACCCCUCCGCUCUCGCCCAUCGACAUGGAGACCCAGGAGCGCAUCAAGGCCGAGAGGAAGCGCAUGAGGAACAGGGUGGCCGCCUCCAAGUGCCGCAAGAGGAAGCUGGAGAGGAUCUCCAGGCUGGAGGAUAAAGUGAAGACGCUCAAGUCCCAGAACUCGGAGCUCGCGUCCACGGCCAACAUGCUGCGCGAGCAGGUGGCCCAGCUCAAGCAGAAGGUGAUGAAUCACGUGAACAGCGGGUGCCAGCUCAUGUUGACACAGCAGCUGCAGACGUUCUGAGGGGCGCGCGGGGCGGACGGCGCCAGCCGGGAAAAGAAGAGAGAGAGAGAGAGAGAGAGAGAGAGAGAACUGAACGCGAACGUGGAAGGAGGAGAGCGUGAGCCACAGGGGGGUCUGAGCGCUCGUGCCUCUUAAGGCUCAACCCGCUUCGGUCAGUCAGUGCGCGCGGGAGACUCGCCCCGCGUCGCCCCGUCUCCAGAACGGAACUGUGCAGUCUGCAGUGUGCGUGCGGCAGAAAGCAGAUCGCGGCGGGUGUUUCAAGCCCCUUUUCACCACACAGACUUGUAAACUCGAGCUGUUUUGCAUGGACCUUGCGAACUUCAGACAUCUCUCAGUAUUACGAAGUUUCGCGACCGCAAAACGUUACGUGCGACGUCGCACCACGGAAAUGUGUGUGAGGACAGGAUUGCUGGGGGGGGAGACGGGCGGCUCAGCCUAACUCCCCUUCUGUACAAAUCAGAUGUACAUAAGUACUGUAGUUGUGUUGCAUUGCAUUUCUUGUAUACGUUAAAACAACUUUUUCUAUAAAGUUUUCAUGAGAUUUGACUCAUUUGUAAAUAAGGAACACUUCUAUAUACAUUUGUAAUUUUUUAUGUUUUGUUUUCUGAGCACCUCAGAAACUGAUAUUUAAGGAAAAUAAAUGUCAAACACGGACUGUGAGAAUA